AUGUGGUUGCCGCAAGCCGUCUUCUCGCCGGCUUCUCAAAAGGUUGCUCAUGGCUUCACAAUUUCGCCGAAUAUUGAAACACUGUGCUCCCAUGCGGUUGAUAUGAUCACUGCAAAAAUGCCUCAAUACAUGCAGUACUUCAUCGGGUGGCUUGUAGCCUGUACUGCAGCAUCCCCAUAUGUAUCAGUCCCGUCGAGCGUGCCAGCUGACGCGUCCAGCAUUGUCGACCCCGACUUUGCUGGAUUCGCAUUCGAGCAAGCCUCUCUGUGGAACUAUGCAUUGGAUCUGGACGGCAACCCGAAUAUCUUUUCCCAGAACCUCAUUACCGAAAUCACCAAGCGCACCGGUGGAAAGCCCUUAAUCAGACUUGGCGGCACAAGCGCCGACUAUGCGUAUUAUAUUGAGAAUCAGACUACACCAGCUGAGCCCAGGGCUGAGGUUUAUAACUACCAAGAUGUCGGAGGAACGACGAUUGGUCCAUCGUAUUGGGAUUUAUGCCUGAAUUUCCCCGAUGCGUUGUACAUCAUUCAGACCCCUCUCGCCAUCACAGACAUAAACGAGACAGUGCUCUGGGCAACCAGCGUCGUGGAGCACAUCGGCAUAGACAUGAUUCAUUCUUUCGAGCCCGGAAACGAGCCCGACCUUUACCCUGCGGGCAACUUGGGGCCGCCGACUUACCAGGGAAAGCAAGACAACGCAUCUUAUGUUGGCAACUUCACGACAUAUGCAGCCGCCAUUAUCGACGCUGUAGACAUUCCAUCCGAGCCCUUCUUCCAGGCCUUCGACGUUAGUGCACAUUUUGGUCGCGAGGACUCUUACGUCCUCGAUGUACCAACCGGCUUCGACCUCGGCAUCAACAACGAUAACAUCGUGAAAACAGUCGCACACCAUUACUACCAGACGGAUUGCUGCGGUACAGCUGCAGACCUUGCCACUGGGCUGAUGUCUCAUAGCGCCAUAAGUGGCCGUCUUGACCUUUUAAAGCCUGCCAUCGACUGGCUGAAAGAGAACAAGCCUGACAUUCCUUAUAUUCUCUCAGAGAUUGGUAACUCAUUGAAUCCAACUCACGACUACUCGUAUCAGGCAGUUCUCGGCUCUGCACUCUGGCAGGUCGACUUCCAGCUCUACAGUCUGACCAUUGGGAUUGCUCGCUUCAACUUCCAGCAAAUCAUGCACAGUGGCUUCGACUUGUGGCUUCCUGUCGCCUCGGGUGAUUCUCAGCCGCAGGUGUUCGCCAGCUUUUACGCACAGCCGUUCGUGACGGACUUCGUCGGCAACAGCGGCAAGGCACAAGUUGCAGAGCUGGACAUCACGAACGAGACGACCGGUAACUGGGCUGGGUAUGCGGCCUUCGAGGAUGGCAUCCCGAAGCGGCUGGCCUUCUUGAAUCUGAAUUAUUGGAACAGCUCAAGCUCAACGACAGAGAGAGCAAGCCAGACAAUUACUAUUGGACUGCCGGAGGGCAUCACCAGUGUGGCAGUAGACCUGCUAAGUAGUCCGCUGGGUGCUGGGGCCAGCGCUGAUACGAUCACGUACGGUGGGAGCCAGUGGACUUAUGAGAGCCUCGGCAAGGAGGUUACGGGCGUCAGAAACGAUACUCAAACGUUGGCCGUUGAAGAUGAGCAGGUCCAAAUCACCAUCUACCAGAGCUCGGCUGUUUUGGUGCACUUGAUAACCUGA
Molecule: messenger RNA, 1680 nt
Organism: Diaporthe amygdali
Lineage: Eukaryota; Fungi; Ascomycota; Sordariomycetes; Diaporthales; Diaporthaceae
Product: glycoside hydrolase family 79 protein
Exons: 2
Coding region: 1-1680 (559 amino acids)
Source: RefSeq, a predicted model, not a curated record